AUGGCCUCCGAACUCACCCCCUCCAAGCAGGCUGCUUCUGCCAUUGACUCUUUCAAGAUUGAGUCUCCCGUCAAAAAGAUCAACUUCAACGCCUCCGACAAGGAGAACCAGCCUCUCGACGACGCCGCUCUCGAGAGCCUCGCCAGGCAGAUGGACGACAACCACAAGCCUACUGAGACCGUCAAGGUUGACAAGUCAGAGACCAAGCCUACCGCGGCUCUCACAAUCAAGCCUGAUGAGAUUGACGAGCCCAUCCUUCAAGAGAACCCCCAGCGAUUCGUCUUGUUCCCCAUCAAGUACCAUGAGAUCUGGCAAAUGUACAAAAAGGCCGAGGCUUCCUUCUGGACCGCCGAAGAGAUUGAUCUGUCCAAGGAUCUGCACGACUGGAACAACCGCCUGAACGAUGACGAGAAGUACUUCAUCUCUCACAUCCUGGCCUUCUUUGCUGCCUCCGACGGCAUUGUCAACGAGAACCUGGUCGAGCGUUUCAGCGGCGAGGUUCAGAUCCCCGAGGCUCGAUGCUUCUACGGUUUCCAGAUCAUGAUGGAGAACAUCCACUCCGAGACCUACUCCCUGCUCAUCGACACCUACGUCAAGGAGCACAGCCAGCGCAACUACCUCUUCAACGCCAUUGAGACCAUUCCUUGCAUCCGUAAGAAGGCUGACUGGGCCAUCAAGUGGAUCCAGGACAAGGACUCUUCCUUUGCUCAGCGCCUUGUUGCUUUUGCUGCCGUUGAGGGUAUCUUCUUCAGCGGAGCCUUUGCCUCCAUCUUCUGGCUCAAGAAGAGAGGUCUCAUGCCUGGCCUGACCUUCUCCAACGAGCUCAUCUCUCGUGACGAGGGUCUGCACACCGACUUUGCUUGCCUGCUCCACUCUCACCUGAAGAACCGCGCCAGCAAGGAGAUUAUCCGUGAAAUCAUCACUGAUGCCGUCAGAAUCGAGCAAGAAUUCUUGACCGAGGCUCUCCCCUGUGCUCUGCUGGGCAUGAACGCCACCCUGAUGAAGCAGUACAUUGAGUUUGUUGCCGAUCGUCUGCUCGUCGCUCUUGGCAACGAGAAGAUUUACAAGUCCUCCAACCCCUUUGACUUCAUGGAGAACAUCUCCCUGGGCGGCAAGACCAACUUCUUCGAGAAGCGUGUCGGCGAGUACCAAAAGGCCGGUGUCAUGAACAGCACCAAGAAGCCCGUCGAGGCCUCCAGCGCCGAAGAGUCCAAGGCCGACAACGGCGGCGACUUUAGCUUUGACGACGACUUCUAAAUGCUUCGUCAACUUGCAUUUCAUCCCAUCUCUUUGUCUUUUAUGAUUCUUGUUCUUACAGUUUGGCACCAUGUACAUUUUUUGCGGAAAAGAUGCGGUCUACGGGUUGGAUCGGUAAGAAGGCGUUGAUUGUAACAGUGGAUUGGGAACACAUCUUUUGGUUCCUUGUAUUGGUUAAGAGGUUAUACACAACACACACUGCGGGCGUUUGGGACACUUAUUUGGAUGCAAAUUCUCUUCUUGAACGGGGGAUGAUAAUUGCGGAACGAGGCAUUGGAUUAUGAUACACUAGCAGUAGUCCAGCAAAAUAGAACUGGAUGAAUGACGAUUA
Molecule: messenger RNA, 1588 nt
Organism: Trichoderma atroviride IMI 206040
Lineage: Eukaryota; Fungi; Ascomycota; Sordariomycetes; Hypocreales; Hypocreaceae
Source: RefSeq, a predicted model, not a curated record